GGAAUAUCCGCCCCUGUGGGGAGCUGGGUUGGUGAGAGAGAGUGUGUCAGUCAGCGAUGUUGACCAAAAAGGUGGGAUGCCCCGAGUCGCAGCAGCAAUAGCAAGCAAGCAACUUACAAUGUGACCGAGUCGUUGUCGUAGUUGUUCCUGAACAUGGUGGCGGCCUGUUCGACUGUGCUGUUUGUCUGAUCCGAGGUGCAGUUCAAGUCUCUAUGAUCAACCCUGACGGUUCGAUUUUAUAUCAAGGUGGUAGAGAAAGUGGUUGUGGUCUGGUCGUCAAGUUGCAGUGUGGUAAGGCGGUGUUUGUGGUUGAUGGUCGAGCUCCCACCCAGCUACCUCAGCAACUCCCCCAGGCAGCUCCUAGCUUCGUCGUCGCCUGCCGCAGAGCGCCUGCCAGCCGCACAGGGGAGCCCGCCAAGGCUGACCUACCCAGCCGUCCGCGGCGUCGGCGUCACAGGUCACAGGCAAGAACGCAAGCAAGCUCCAACACACGUAGACAGCUUCAAACUCUUUGACGCCACCGUCAUCGCACACGACCGCACCCAGUGA
Podospora pseudocomata is the source of this 549-nucleotide messenger RNA. RefSeq lists its product as uncharacterized. The transcript has 2 exons. NCBI's taxonomy places the organism in Eukaryota, Fungi, Ascomycota, Sordariomycetes, Sordariales, Podosporaceae. The record is from RefSeq and is a predicted model, not a curated record. The coding region runs from base 313 to 549 and encodes 78 amino acids.